Molecule: messenger RNA, 2056 nt
Organism: Cuculus canorus (common cuckoo)
Lineage: Eukaryota; Metazoa; Chordata; Aves; Cuculiformes; Cuculidae
Gene: HOXA1
Product: homeobox A1
Exons: 2
Coding region: 12-980 (322 amino acids)
Biological process (GO): regulation of transcription by RNA polymerase II
Cellular component (GO): nucleus
Molecular function (GO): RNA polymerase II cis-regulatory region sequence-specific DNA binding; DNA-binding transcription factor activity, RNA polymerase II-specific
Source: RefSeq, a predicted model, not a curated record
ACGCGGCGAGGAUGAGCUCCUUCCUCGAGUACCCCGUCCUCGGCGGGGAGCCGGGGGGCUGCGCCGCCCGCGCCUACCACCCCGACCACGGGAUUACAACUUUCCAGCCCUGCGCCGUCAGCGCCGGCAGCUGCAGCGGGGAGGACCGCUUCCUCGCGGGCCGCGGGGUGCCCAUCAGCCCCCACCGCCACCAUCACCACCACCCCCCGGCACAGCCCGCUGCCUACCAGCACCACGGCGGCCUGGGGGUGUCCUACGCGCACCCCGGCUGCGGCCCCACCUACGGCGCCCAGGGCUUCGGAGCGGGGUACAGCCCCUACCCCCUCGGGCAGGACGCGGAGCUGGGGGGCGGCUUCCCCCCCUGCGCCCCCGCCGUCUACUCGGGGAGCAUCUCCUCCUCCGCCGCGCAGCACCCGCACCAGGGCUACGCGGGGGGCCCCGCUCAGUACGUGCCUCCCCCCUACGGGCAGGAGCAGCAGAGCCUGCCCCUGGGCACCUACAACCAUGCCCUGUCUCCCCUCCACGCCGGCCACCGGGAAAACGCCCGCUCCCCCUCCGCCGAGACCUCGCCGCCGGCGCAAACCUUCGACUGGAUGAAAGUGAAAAGAAACCCACCCAAAACAGGCAAGGCUGGCGAGUACGGCUUCGUGGGGCAACCCAGCACCGUCCGAACUAACUUUACCACCAAGCAGCUCACCGAGCUGGAGAAGGAGUUCCAUUUCAACAAGUACCUGACCAGGGCCAGGCGGGUGGAAAUCGCCGCCUCCCUCCAGCUCAACGAGACGCAGGUGAAGAUUUGGUUCCAGAACCGGCGGAUGAAGCAAAAGAAACGGGAGAAAGAGGGGCUGCUGCCCAUCUCCCCUGUCACCCCCACGGGCUGCGAGGAGAAGGCAGAGGACUCCUCGGAGAAGUCCUGCUCGUCGCCCUGCAGCGACUCACCUGCCUCCUCCGCCUCGGACACGCUCGCUGCCUCCAACUGAGACCCGACGUGCCCCGACGGCCGCCCGUCGCGAUGCCCCUGUCACCGCAGAUCGCGUCCCUUCGCCGCGGUUAUUUCGGUCCGUCGGUCGGUCCGUCGGUCGGUCUGUCUCUCCCCAAGAGGUCCCGGCGGGCCAGACCCCCCACCCCCGCCAGCCACCGCCCGGCCCCGGGGUUGCCGGUUUCACCACCCGCCCGCUUCCCAGCUGCCGGCACCUUGGUGCCAAGAGAUUUUCUUUCGCCCCUCGAACCCUUUUCUGCUGGAGGAGCUGUGUUGGCACACACGUAAGGGUUUCCCUCCUCAGCUGCAAGGACGCUCCUCUGAGUUUCCCUGAGCGAAAGACAGGUGAUCUAGGGUACAUAACCUCAUGAAGAGAUGCACUAUUGCAAGUGUUUACACGACUAAUAGGACUUUCAUCCCCUUAAUUUAACGUAUUCUUCGUUCGUGUCUAUGAGUUUGUUGCUUGUAAAUACUUUGUCCCAGAGAUUUAUCUUUUUACAGAUUUUUCUAGAAAUGACAUUUCGAUUAUCAGGUUAAGCAGGGUGAGUGCAUUCGCCAAACUGGGUCCACUUUUAUAUUGGUAAAGUCGAUGACCAUGUAAAGUAAACGUCUUAAGCUCAAGCAGAUACCUCAAAAAAAAGCAGCGUUAUUUCUUUAAAUGUGACAAGAAAAGGCUUCAAUUGCACUAGGUUUUGUAAACCUUACUCGGUGUGCUUGCCCCCACCCCCCAAAAAACUUCUGGAUUAUACUCAGCCAAAGGGUAUAACUGUCCAAAAGACCUCACCUCUUCCUAUUUUCACACUAACCCUUCUUUAGACUCGAUGUCUUUUCAGCCUACUCGUGAAUGUGACAAAUGGCCAAAUGAAUGUAUAAUUUCUGUGGUUGGUGUCUGGACCAUUGCAUGACGCACCGUGCUUUGCUGUGCUGCGGGUACACUGAGUUCUAUCAGUUAUCGUGUGUGAGCAAAAUGUCCUCCUGAUUUUCUGUACAAUCAUAAAAGGCUCUGGGAUUCCACUGGUGAUGGAAGCCAGGGCAGGAUUUACGGGUCCUUAUAAUGUCUGUAAUAAAUAUAUUCCA